Molecule: messenger RNA, 2173 nt
Organism: Anastrepha ludens (Mexican fruit fly)
Lineage: Eukaryota; Metazoa; Arthropoda; Insecta; Diptera; Tephritidae
Gene: Pdi
Product: protein disulfide-isomerase
Exons: 4
Coding region: 120-1616 (498 amino acids)
Biological process (GO): response to endoplasmic reticulum stress; protein folding
Cellular component (GO): endoplasmic reticulum
Molecular function (GO): protein disulfide isomerase activity
Source: RefSeq, a predicted model, not a curated record
UUUUAGAUUUAACACUGAAUACGAAGUGUUUGGUUUCAUUGGGCUUGGUUGUUUUAUUCGACAGAAGCGUGAAAUAUUUGAAGUAAACCAGAUAAAGUUGAGAAAUCAUAAACAAAAGCAUGAAGUUCUUAAUUUGUUCGCUGCUAUUUGUGGCUAUCGCUGUAACGGGUACUUACGCUACUGAAGAAGUGAAAAUCGAAGAUGGAGUGCUUGUACUGACUAACGAUAAUUUCGAGGAAGUCGUAAAAGACAAUAAAUUCCUCUUGGUUGAGUUCUACGCUCCAUGGUGCGGUCACUGUAAGGCGCUUGCUCCCGAAUACGCCAAAGCCGCUAAGAAGUUAGAGGAACAAAAGUCAACCAUAAAAUUGGCCAAGGUCGAUGCUACUGUUGAGAGUGGGUUGGCUGAAAAAUUCCAGGUGCGCGGUUAUCCCACAUUGAAGUUCUUCCGUGACGGCACACCGGUCGAAUACAGCGGUGGACGUCAAUCAGAUGAUAUCGUUUCAUGGGUUAACAAGAAGGCCGGUCCACCAGCCAAGGAGCUUAAUACCAGCGAAGAGCUUGAAGAAUUUUUGAAGACUAAUGAAAUCGCCGUUGUCGGCUUUUUCAAAGACCAAGAAUCCAGUGAAGUCAAAACUCUCAUUUCGGCAGCCAACGCCCUCGAUAACUUCUUAUUCGGUGUCUGCAGCAACGAAGAGCUUUUCGCGAAAUAUGAAACUAAAGACGGUUCUGUAUUGCUCUUCAAGCCUUUCGAUGAGAAGAAGUCGGUGUUCGAGGGCGAAUUCAACGUUGAAAAUCUGAAAAAGUUCGUGCAAGUACAAUCUCUGCCCUUGAUUGUGGAAUUUAACCAUGAAUCGGCUUCGAAGAUCUUCGGUGGAUCAAUCAAAUCGCAUCUGUUGUUCUUUGUUUCGAAGGAAGCUGGUCAUAUUGAGAAACAUGUCGAACCAUUGAAAGACAUUGCCAAGGAUUACCGCGAAGACAUUUUGUUUGUUACAAUUUCUUCAGAUGAGGAAGAACACCAACGUAUCUUUGAAUUCUUCGGCAUGUCCAAGGAUGAAGUACCAACUAUUCGUUUGAUCCGCCUGGAAGAAGAUAUGGCCAAAUACAAACCAGAAUCUAACGACAUGACUGCUAGCACCAUUAAGGACUUCCUUCAGAAAUUCAUGGAUGGCAAAUUGAAACAACAUUUGUUAUCACAAGAAGUGCCUGAAGAUUGGGAUAAGAACCCCGUUAAAGUGCUGGUCGCUACUAACUUUGAUGAAGUUGCUUUUGACAAGAGCAAGGAUGUGCUGGUUGAAUUCUAUGCUCCAUGGUGUGGUCACUGCAAACAGUUGGCUCCCAUUUACGACCAAUUGGGUGAGAAAUUCAAGGACAAUGAAAGCAUUGUGGUUGCCAAAAUCGAUGCUACUGCCAAUGAGUUGGAGCACACUAAAAUUUCGUCAUUCCCCACCAUCAAAUUAUACCGUAAGGGCGAUAACAAAGUAAUCGACUAUAAUUUGGACAGAACUUUAGAUGAUUUCGUGAAGUUCCUAGAAGCCGGCGGUGAUGUUGCACAGACCGGUGAAUCGGAAGAAGAGAUUGAAGAGAAAUCCGAAGAACACCCGAAGGAUGAAUUGUAAAUGUUUACAUUAAUUUAAAUUUAAAAUUAUACGAACAGCAGCAAUCAGAAGCAACAAGAUAACAUUCACAUUACCACCAUUAAAACAAAACAUGUUAAUAGAUUUUUUGUCAAAACAAAAAUGCAACGGAACAUUCUUAUUUUUGUGCAAAUGCAUUUCUUCCUUCUGCUGCGCUAUUGUACCAAUUGUAUCAAUCAACAAAAAUAACAUCAAUCGCAAUGAAAGAGUGUCAACGUCAGCAGAACUUUAUUUAUUAGUAACUACAAUAAACAUUUGUUUGUAUUACGUUUUAAGUAACUUAAACAACAACAAAAAAAUUAAUCAAAAUUUUUGUAUUUGCUAUAAUUUUUUGUAAUUAUGGUUACAAUCAUUGAAUGUAGUUAGUAUUUUUUUACUUAAAAAGAAAAAGAAAAAAACAAACUGGUUCCACAAUUACGUAUGUAUGUUAUAUGGGAUGAUAAACCUUUGUACAAAUUGAGACGUAACGAGGGUAUAGGCGUUGAAAGGCUGUCAGUUCACACAAGCUUCAAAUAAAGGAUUUAGAUUUUUACAUAUUA